AUGAAAUCCUCCAAGAGUGUGACAAUUAACGGGGGGUCAUCAAAGAGCUUCGACAGAACUGACGUCGCCAUGAACAAAGAUGUCUGUCUUUUUUGCGGCUUGCUUGGACUUGUCUUCUUCCAUGGCUUCCUGGCGGAUUAUGUCUCGGCCUUCCAAGAGGAAAGUGGUGUACCUGACAUCAUUUUUGUUCGGUGGGAGCCAAGCGAGGAGGCUGAGAAGUGA
Messenger RNA from Cylindrotheca closterium, 222 nucleotides. The record is from the annotation of a GenBank genome assembly. NCBI's taxonomy places the organism in Eukaryota, Bacillariophyta, Bacillariophyceae, Bacillariales, Bacillariaceae.